Molecule: messenger RNA, 2178 nt
Organism: Stereum hirsutum FP-91666 SS1
Lineage: Eukaryota; Fungi; Basidiomycota; Agaricomycetes; Russulales; Stereaceae
Exons: 1
Coding region: 1-1665 (554 amino acids)
Source: RefSeq, a predicted model, not a curated record
AUGUCGUCGCUUCCCUCACACUCCUUACCACACCACCCCCACCGCCCCCAGUGCUCACACUCGGACCCCCACACCACCGCUAGUAUCCCCCCAGUCCCACCGGCGAAACGAUCCCUGUCGAUCCGCACGCGCACCCAGCCCCACCCGCACCCCCGCGGUCCGUAUCCUUAUACUUAUCAUAUGCACGUCCCCGACGUCUACGUGCACCCUCCGGAGGAAGAGCAAUGCGACACGCCCACCUGGUGCUACUUCAACUCCGCUGACCCUCAUGCUCCCGACUCCACUGACACUUCAGAGGAGUCCGACGCCGCACUAGUGGGCGUUGGUGCGUCGCAGUCGAAUGAUUCGGUGGACUUGGCCUUGGCGGAGCUGCAGUAUAAACUCGAGACGGAGCAGGCUUAUUAUCCGUCUGCGCAGGAUGCGCCUGUGUUCCAUAGGGAUGUUAUAGAGCAUGAGGAGAUCGUGAUGCCGAGGAGGAGCUCGGUGUAUUAUCAGACGAGACCGGAGUUUGGGCUUGAGAUGCUUGCGGAGACUUCGUUUGAGUAUAGGGCGGACGAGGAGGAGCAGGAGGCGAGGAGGGAGGAGGGAGGAGAGGAGAGGAGGGAGGCAGAGAGGAGGGAGAGGAGUAGGGCAAGGGAGGAGGAUGUGGAUAUUGCGGAGGUGGUGAAAGUGAGGAGGAGGGACGUCGUUGAGCCGAGCCCGGAGGAGGAGGCGCAGACUGUGAUGAAGAGGAGUAAGACGCUCAAGGGGCGCGCGACGCUUGCUUUGCGGACGAUCAAGAACGCAGGGAAGAGAACGCGCAAGACGUCGAUGAAGGAGAACGCGAAGAGUCCAGAGGUUCAGCAGGUGGUCAAGGAGACUACAGCAGGCGAAGUAGAAGACGAGCAGACGCCGAAGCUUUCACGACGGAAGUCCCGUCCCAUCUCUUUGUUCUUCCCCUUCUCCAACAGCGAGCCCUCCGUGCCCCAGCCUUCGUCCGUCGAGCCUACUCACCUCCCAGCCUCAUAUUCCUCAAAUCCUCCACCGCGCCCGCCGCGUUCUCCGAUACGCCGCACUGUCUCCCACGCAGCCACGCUGCAAACCGCAUCUACUCUCACCUCCCCGCCUUCCGAGAGCGAUUCUUCCUCUCGAGGGAACUCCCCCUAUCUUCUCGACGGUGUACAAUCCGCCCCUCGUCGCAGAUUCUCCUUCGCGAACCUCCAAAGCCUCUUCACUUCCUCCACCAGUCCCUCCUCCAGCGUCACCGAUCUGGCAGGACCCACGGACGGUUCGCUGCCGUCUAGUGCCGAGCCAGAGACGCCCACGGACGAUGGGUUCAUUAUUCCGAACAUUUAUACCAAGCCGGCGCCUAUGAUCGAGAGCUUGGAUAGUGCGGACAUUCAGGAGGCGAGGCGGAUUUCGUCGCAGAGUAGGCCGUCGAUGCAGUCUAUGCUGUCGAUGGGCAGUAUGGGAUCUGGACGCCUGCCCAUAGCGUCGAUGAUGGAGCGUAAGGAGAGUUAUAGUCGAGAGCCAGAGCCAGAGGCGGCUGUGAAUGUGGAUGUGCAUGCGAACACGGCGGAUGAAGGCUUUGAGCCGGAGAUGAGGCUCGACUCGUUGCAUUUUGAGUCGUUAAGAUUCGAUCCUGAGACGUUCGACGUCGAUGCGUACUUGCGUUCCGAUGCAUGAGCAGCGUUCUCCUCUCAUACCGGGGGAACCCAGUGUUCGUUCUUUUUCUCCACCCUUUUCCACUUUGGCUGGCUUCGUGUCACCUCUUCUGACUGUUAGUUGGCCUUUUCUAUGACUCAUACCCCUAUGCAUACACGCCACGAUCCAUACCCUCCGUCCAUCUCGAAUCAUUCUGGGACUCUGAGUCUACCUGUCUGUAAAUAUCUCCGUACCGCCUCGCAGAGCUCUCUCUCUCUCGCUCGCCUCGAUGACUCUAUCUAUCUCUUCGGGUUUUCGGGCCUUCCUCACCCACCUUCCACAGCCAGCUUGUCACUUGUUCCAAGUCGCCCUAGGCAGCUAUGUGACUACAUGUACAUAACUUAUAGCCUUUUAGCCACCCGUAUGUGCCUACCAUCCUUUCCUUCCUUUCCUUUCACAGCCCUUUCCACCCGUCCAAGCCUCCGUGUCAUGCUUCGUCUCUGAAUCAUGCCCGUUCACGUACAGUGUUUCCGGUUUCUGAAUCCGCCUUAGGUG